AGCCAUCUCAGCUCGAGUGCGCCCUGGCCCAGCGUGCGGGCGGUGCGCCCCUGCUUGAGCGCGCGGCGGGCCGGGCCGCCACUCGCCUCGGCUGCGCCGCCCCGGUGGAGGGGGCAGCAGCCGCGCCGGGCGAUGACGCGGCGGGCGGCGCUGGCGGCCGGGCUGCUGCUGGGGGCCCUCGCGGGGGCCUCUGGCAAGGACAUCCGAGGGAGGCUUGUUCUCGGGGGCACGCAGCAGAUGUCCGGGAGGUUCAGUUACUACGGGGAGCAGUCGCUGAACGUCCUGAAUAUGUGGAAGGGGCUGGUGGACGCAGAUGACAGCUUCCCCUACAACAUAACGCUUUCUUUCGAAGAUGACGAAUCGUCUUCGAGCCUCUACACUUCGAAGCUGGGCGACAUGUUGAUCCCCCGCACCGCGGACUCCCCAGACGUCGUCAUCUGCCCGUACACCUCCGGGGCCACCAAGCUGGUCUGCGACUUCCUGGACGACAGCAACGUAUCCGUGCUGUGCGGCAUCUGGGGAGCCGCGUCGGAGAGCGUAUUCGAGUACCCCGAGGGCGGGAGGGGCCUCAACCUGCGGGUGCAGUCGACCGGCAAGGGGGGGAACUACUUCAAGGCGGGCCUCGAGCACUCCUUCGAGCAGCUCGGCGCCGCCGAGGCCGCCAGGCGCCUCUCGGGCACCGCCCGCGUGCCGACCGCCGCCUUCAUCUGGCGCCAGACCGACGCCUUCAGCAAGUCGCUCUGCAUCGGGGCCAUCGACGCGGCGACCGCGCUGGGGUUCAACAUCACCCUGCAGGCGGCGAUCGACCCGCUGGUGGACGACGAUGGUGGUGACUCCAUCUAUCAGCAGAUGAAGGACUGCGACGGCAUCGGGACGGUCCCCUUUGUCGACAUGUUCGACGUCACCCAGUACGGCCUGAACCCGCUGGUGGACAGCCCAGACCUGGCCGACGUCGUCGUCGGGUGCGGCCUCUACGACAGCCAGACCGCAGUCGUCCUCGGCCUGAUCGCCAGGGGCAUCCGGCCGAAGUUCACCUUCAUGACGAACGUCAACAAUGCCAAGCUGCUGGCGAGCGUCCUGCCCUACAACACGAUCGACGUCUUCAUGCCGACCCCGUGGACUCCGACGGCGCCAGGCUCGGACGAGGUGUGGGGCACCGGCCUGGACUUCUACGAGGGCUACAUGGCGCGGUUCGGCAAGGCGCCGUCGUACCAUGGCGCGGCCCUCGCAGGCUGGCUGACCAUGCUGACGCGUGCCCUGAAGCGCUCGGCGGACAGCCACGCGUGCUCCGGCGGGGAGUGCGAGCUGGAUGCGCACGCGCUUCGAGCUGCGUACGAGGUGCCUGAGGUGACCUUCUACGGCACGAUCGGCCUCAACGAGUACGGCAUGAACGAGGAUAUGCCCUUGAUUCAGGUGCAGACCCAGCUGGGUGGCGGAGGGUCGUUCGUGCAGGUGCCGGCUAUUCCUGUCGACAAGGUUCCAGACUCAUGGACGGCUGCGGAUGGGAUGCUCCCAAGGUGGCCGGCCCGUUCGUGGUCGGAGGCGAGAACCGACUUCAUCAAUUCCUACUGCGGCUCCGAAGGCGUGUACAUCGACUCAUUUACCAUGAUGAAGGUGGGGCUGGAGCGAGCGGCCAACCACUUCGUCGACCAUGGCACCUCCAGCCCGCCGGUCGCUGGCGACAUCGCCGAGUGCAUCCAGUGCCAGAUGGGCAGGAGCCGGUCCAGCAGCUUCGCGGAGUGCUACCCGUGCGCCGCCGGCACGUUCGCAGCCUCGCCGGGGCAGGCCGAGUGCGAGCUCUGUCCCGUGGGCUCGGCCGUGGGCUCCGUGGGCGCCCUGGAGUGCGGCAACUGCACGGUGGGCCGGGUGGCCGGGGAGCGGGGCCGCAAGGUCUGCCAGGACUGCGAGCAGGGGCGCUUCAUGGCGGAGGAAGGCCAGUCGGAGUGCACCAACUGUCCGGUGGGCAGGUACCAGCCGGGGGUGGGCCAGAGCGAGUGCCUGCAGUGCACGGACCUCGACGGCUCCGAGAUGACCACCCAGUUCCUGGGGUCCACGGAGUCGGCGCAGUGCAUCUGCCCCGAGGGCAAGUUCAAGGAGCAGGACAACGAGUCGUGCCGGGAGUGCCCCGCGGGCAUGGUGUACAGCAGGGCCGGGCCCGCGGCUUUCCCGUGCAGCUGCCCCGCGGGCACCUUCCUCGGCUCCAGCCUGGGCGAGUGCCUCCCGUGCCCGAGCGGCAUGGCUUGUGCGGCUGGUGUGGGGGCCCCCACCUUGAAGCCGGGUACGUGGGCGCACCUCUCGGACGAAGAGGGUCGGAGUUACAGCGUCUACCGCUGCCGCGACAAGUUGCAGUGCCCCGGGGGGCCUGCGGGCACCUGCGCGGACGGCCGCGACCCGGACAUUGUGGGCUGCGCCGCCUGCCUCGCGGGCCACGUGCCCACCUCGGGCGGCCACACGUGCAAGGUGUGCGGGAGCGCGGACUACGUGCCCCUCGUCUUCACCAUUCUGCUGCUGCUGGUGGCCGGCUGCCUCAUGGUGUACUUCUCCACCGUCGACGUGACGAAGACGAGCGUCAACAUGGUGGUGGCCCUCGCGAUCUGCGGCCAGUUCGUGAUCGUCAUCCAGUGGUUCUCCGUCUUCCAGGGUCUCGACGUCGUCUGGGUCGAGCCUUUCUCCUCCGUGGUAAAGUUUGCCGCCAUCUUUUCCUUCAACUUCGAGUACCUGAAGGUUGGAUGCUUCCUGGAGACGUCUAACGAGGUCGUCAUCUUCGCGUUGAGACUGAUGUGUCUCCCCGUGCUGGCGGGGGGCCUCGUGCUCAUGAUGUUCCUUCACUCCAAGUACAAGGGCCUCACGCUGGACACGGACCAGGUCAUAAACUCGGUGGGCCUGAUUAUGAUGGUACUCUUCUUAGCCGUGACCCUGGCGGUCGUCAGUCCCUUCAUGUGCGCAGACAGCCCGAACGGGACGCAAUCCAUAGCGUCGAACCCCUCGGUCAUCUGUGAUGAUAAUGGCGAGUUCGUCACUCUCGUCGUGCUCGCAGUGAUAGGUUUGCUCGUUUACUCUGUUACGCCAAUGGCACUCGUCACGUAUGUGACGUUGAGGUACCCCGCAAUCGUCGCUUCGGGUCAUGCCAGCACCAUACUGACGAGGUAUCGCUUUCUGUUCCAGCGAUUCACGGUUGAGCGCUAUUACUACGGGCCGAUCUUCUUCUUCAGGAAUUUCUUAAUGGCCGUGGUGCCCGUGAUCUUCGUCAAUUUCGCCCACUUGCAGGUCAUCGUCCUGGCCGGCAUGUUCGUUUUCUUCGCUUUGCUCUCUUGCUCGCUCAAGCCGUGGCGCGGCCGAACCCCAAAUCUCGUGGAGGCUCUAUUGAUGGGCAACUUCAUCCUCGCCCUCAUGGUCGCUGGGAUCCUUGUGGAUGUCGACGUGGACGGUGUCACGAAAGAUCUGCAGGUCAUCCUCUUGGUCGUCGUGAUUGGCAUGUCUUUCCCCUUGUGCAUCUUCCUAGGCCAGCUGGCCUACAGGAGCCUGCUGACCACCUCGAAGACUUACGGAAUGUUCCUAUCCCACCACAAGCUUGGGAUGGCGGCAGGGGCGCGCGUGGCCAAGAUGGAGCUGUCCCGGCGCACUGGCAAACGGAUCUUCUUGGACUCCGACGAGCUCGACGACCUGGACUCCGUCCUGGACACGGUGCGCAACGGGACGGAGUGCUUGGUCGUGAUGCUCACCACCGAGACACUCUGGCGGCCCUGGUGCGCGGGCGAGAUCGCCGUGGCGCACACCAACUCCACGCCCAUCAUCUGCCUCUCCUCGGACGGAUACACGGAGCCCUCCGAUCAGAACCUCACGGUCAAGAGCUUGAGCGAGCGCUGGAGCGUCGAGCAGUUCGCGCCGAUGGCUCUGGAGGGCGUCACCUUCGAGACGGUCCGCGAGGCGUACCUGUCCCUGCGCGGGCAGAGCAAGAUCUCGUGGAAGCGCGCGGGAGCGUCGGUCAGCCCACAGAUCGUCCUCGACGCCAUGGUGCAGGAGACCAUUGAGAGGUCCCACCACGCCAGCAGGAAGGGAACGUCCAACAGCAGGAUGUCCAGCGUUGUGGACCGCGCCGCAGCCGAGGUGGUGGUGGUCGCGAACAGUGACGACGGCGAGGCGGUGUCGUCUGCGCAGGUGCUCGCCAUCAUGAUCCGCGCCCAGAUGCAGUGGCACACACUGGUUGCCGUGUCGGGUAGAGACCUGAGUCAGGACCAGAUGCCCAAGGCGGUCAUCGUCAGCCUCACGAAGGACGCGUUCCGCUCCGAGGUCUUCGUGCGGGCGCUGCUCGCCGCGCGCUCGACCUACGGCACCGACCCCUACCUGAUGUCGACGCGAAGCGCGGAUUUCCAGUUUCCCGUGCCAGAGGUCUUGGACCCGAUCCAGAAGAGGCUUGCGGCGAUCAUUGACGUCGACGUCGUGGAGAUAGAAACGGCGAUUGCGCCCUUGUUAUCCAGCUUGGCGUUGCCCUUUUUCGCAGGCACUCGGGAGUCCCUCGUCGUGGCGGAGGCACAGGCCAUCGCGUCCAGGCUCAGGAGGUACACCUCUGCCUCGUCCAAGGCUAUCUCCUCGACUCAGGUCCGCUCCUGGUGCCAGGAGAGGCCGGGGCGCGGCAGCGGUGCCGAUAUGGCGCGGCAUAUUUAUUCGGGAGGAUCGUCGAAGGCAUCGUCGAGAGAUCCGCAGCAGUCGCCGCGGCCCCGUACCUCAGAGGCGUCGGGUGAGACUCAUGAGAACGACGAUAACAACGAGGUGGUGCCGUCGGCGACGGAGGAGUCAAUCUGAGCGGAGCUGCCAGCGUUCUGCUUCUAUGUUGUUUACCAAGGCCGCUCUCGCCGGAUCCACCUUGCCAUGUGCUCACUCCUGUACCAGGGCCGCUCUCGCCGGAGCCACCCUGCCAUGUGCUCACUCCUGCGCCCCCCCCCCACGUGCGAGCUGUGUGCCAUGCCCAUUUUGAAGCCGUCACUGUGCCUUGCCCAUUUUGAAGCCGUCAUUCCCCACCGCCUUUUGCGUUUCGCGCUGCGCUCGGGAGGGUUCGCGCUCUGUUUUAGCGCAAGGCCAACAAGCACCUGAAACGAGCGCCCUGCCUGCUGCCCUCUGUUUGUCCCCCUCCCGCCUGCCCUCGUCCCGCCGGCCCCGGCCCCCCCACUCGCGCGUUCGUCGUCGCCUGCCUGCUUCUCCCCUCCUCCCUCGCUCCCUCUCUGGGCGCAUCCUUUUCCACCUCCUCAUCCUCAUCCUCGCCCUUGCUUCUCUCGAAUGAACUAAGAUAGAAAUGCAGUCUCCGCUUAGGCCGCCUGGCGCCGCUUGAGCGCGAUGGAGCACGCUGCAGGUUGCGAGUUUUAGGGGCGCCCCCCUAGCCACAGGCUUACCAGCAGAUGGCACGAGUGACAGCAAUGCACUUUUUGUUCCUUUUUGUUCCUGUCCGCCAGCAUGCUGACCAGUUCCAGAGCCUAGACGUGGUCGUAUAAACAGUCCUUGCUUCUCUCCACCCCGCCCCCACCCCACUCCCCCCC
This is a messenger RNA of Prorocentrum cordatum, 5531 nucleotides long. The record is from the annotation of a GenBank genome assembly. NCBI's taxonomy places the organism in Eukaryota, Dinophyceae, Prorocentrales, Prorocentraceae.